Molecule: messenger RNA, 1527 nt
Organism: Paecilomyces variotii
Lineage: Eukaryota; Fungi; Ascomycota; Eurotiomycetes; Eurotiales; Thermoascaceae
Exons: 1
Coding region: 275-1174 (299 amino acids)
Source: RefSeq, a predicted model, not a curated record
CUUACUCUAAUUCUCCUAAUCAACUACUCUAGUCAUCCGUCUUCUCUCCUCCUCAAGUACAUAUCUCUGCUCAUCAAGCCAAGAAUAUAGCAGAAUGAAUUGAACAAGCUUCGACAUACACAUGUACUUCGCUGGAGCUAGCCAGUUUAAUAAUCUCCCGAAAUGACAAGUCUGCAACUUCAUCUCAUCCUCGGAAUCACCAGUGAUUAUUCCUCGUUUCAUAACCACUGGACCUCGGUCUAACUCCGUUUGUUGCUUUAUUAAUAUCGUUGUCAUGGCUUCUAUCUUACCUCGUUCCUCUACUACUCCAGAGCUUAGCUCAUCCCAGGUCCUAAUCUCAGAUAGCCAUUACGACCCUACCUAUGGACUUUUACCCAGUCAUCAUUUCCAGAACCAUAGAAGGUUCACACGCUUUCUGGAAGACUCGUUCAAGAAUUUUGAAAGAGACAAUAACCAACAAUAUGUCAUGGUAGGAGGCGUGACUGAAAAAAUUAUCGACUGGCUCGAUGCAAACCAUCGGCGACUUCCUCCAAUGCGAUUGUGCUAUGAUGAUCCCACGGGAAAACUCAUCAUCAAGUUUGUUUCACGGCGCCAUGAGAGACUCCACACGCAACUUAUGUUUAUCAUCUGUGAGCAGUUGCGAAACAUGGGACUCGAAUUUAAUGAGUUUGUGGUCGAAGGCGCUGGUCGUCAACAGGGCAAUAAUUCGCGUCAAAAAGAACCAGACAAUAGUUUCUGUCCUACCAACACGCGUCCGAAUAAAGAUGACUGCUCGACACUUGUUAUUGAGGCUGGCCUCAGUGAAGGCCUCAAUAAGUUGCGUAAUGAUGCGCAUUUCUGGCUAACUCAGACUAAUGAGCGCAUUAAGAUUGUCAUACUCAUACAUGGCUCUAUUGAUCGCAAAAUAAUCACCAUCGAAAGAUGGCAAAACGUUUCUCAUCCACGGCCACAGCGGACAAGAUCAGCAAAUCCAGCCAAAAGACCCACCAGAAUACAGCAAUUGACGAUUAUGAAACCAAACGAUAGUCCGCCAAUUGUUACCAAUGCUCCACUGAUACUUCCGCUGAGUGAGAUUUUUGAUACCAAACCUCCUAGAAUCAUGCAAGAUGAAAUCUCACUUCCGGACUCGGUCCUCGAGCAAUAUGCCGGGGCCUUCUUUUUGACCCUGCCAUAAUAUUUUUCUCUGUACUGACUACCACAAGAAAGUGGUCGUAGACAGAAAACAAGUGGAAUUCGUCGGGCACACUUUGAUAUGCUGCAGGGAUAGAGAGCAACGGUAUAUCGUCCAUAUGCAAUGGGCGCUGAGUUCCCCAUGCGUUGCGGAACGUGGUUAGAGACAUAAUGUUUAUGGAGUCUUCCGCCAAAGUGCUUUCCAACUUGAUGAACGCCGUAGGAUUUCAUGAUGAUAACGCAUUUAUUAUGCCUGCCUUUUAUUCUAGUAUGGCUACUAGGCAGCUAUCUACCACCUAUCGCCCCCUAAUGGUCCUAUAGCUAGUUACCUUAUAGAAUAGAACCUUGGCUUUUCCC